Molecule: messenger RNA, 3274 nt
Organism: Cylas formicarius (sweet potato weevil)
Lineage: Eukaryota; Metazoa; Arthropoda; Insecta; Coleoptera; Brentidae
Gene: pain
Product: transient receptor potential cation channel protein painless
Exons: 7
Coding region: 433-3222 (929 amino acids)
Biological process (GO): monoatomic ion transport; transmembrane transport
Cellular component (GO): membrane
Molecular function (GO): protein binding; monoatomic ion channel activity
Source: RefSeq, a predicted model, not a curated record
CACUGUUGUGGCUGUUGAAUUUCCUGCUGAUUUCAUAUUAUACAAAGUGUUUUCGCGGCACUUGUCACGGCAUACAUCACUGAACAAAAUUAUGCGUUUAAUAUAAUGCAUAAACGGCUCCAAUUGGGCGAAAAAUUGUGAUUAUUAUCUGGUUUUGUGGUUAAUGGAGUGUCGCUUUGGGAUAAUUCCAGUGUAACAUGGACCACUUUCUUUAGUGCAUUUGUUUUGUGUGGAAUAAAUACAACUAAGACCGUCGGUUUCCGUAAUACCAUACUUCGUCUCUGUUACUGAGCUUGUUUUAAAUUAGUAAGGAAAAAGUGGUUCUAAAAUUUAUAUUUAGCAAUUUUGUGUAAUUUGCACAAUUUGACGGUUUUUCAAAAUUUGGCGUAAACAGGCAAAACUGCUCAACAUGGCACCUCAAUUUCAGCAAAAAUGUACAAAGAACUUAACGGAACGAAAUCCUCUCCCAAAUUCCGAAGGACCAGUAGUCAAAUAUGCCCGGCCCCUGAUGUCGAACUUCUAGAAGCAGUUCUAAAGAACGAGACUGACAAAAUAAGGAGGAUAAUAUUGUCCAAUCGUCACCUAUUAAGCCAUAUUUACACUCCAGAAUACAACAAAACGGUACUGCUGAUAGCUUGUUCUGAGGAUGGUGUGGAAGCCAAGACGGUUAAAACGUUGCUAAAUCUUGGAGCCAAUCCAAGAGACUUUAGUGAGACGGAUGGCUGGGAAGCUUUACAUUUCGCCGCGUACAAGACAGAUAGCGAAAUACUUAACGUACUUUUGGAGAAAAAUCCUGGUGACGUUAAUACUACGGCCAAAGGCAGUAACGCUUUACACAUCUUGAUUAGGCACGGUAACGCUGAAUCGGAAGAAUUUCUAAAAUGUGCUGAGUUGCUGAUCAAAAAAGGAAUUAACGUCAACUUGGGGGACGCGAACAACGUGUCUCCGAUUUUGUGCGCCGCCAAAAAGGGCUAUAAACAUAUAAUCAAACUCAUGCUCGAUGUCAGCGUAGUACCGGUGGACUUAGACACGCACCAACUUAGAGGAAAAACCGCCAGAAAUGUAAUCAUAAGUCAAAAUCUGUACGACGGUAUUUUGCCGCCUCCCGUAGAUAAUUCCAGCAUCGAUGGAAAAGAAAUCUUGUUCAGUUAUGUUAAGGCCGGCAACGAAGACGCGUUUGUAAAUUUUGAAAAUGGACAUAUCAGAGAUUUUGCCGACUGCGUCGAUUCGACUUCGACUUUACUUCAGGUGUGCUGCGAAAGAGGAUUGGAUAAAGCAGUGUUACAUUUGCUGCAAAAUGGUGCAGAUCCUAAUAGGAACACCUGUAAAAACAUUCUAUUGCCUAUCGAAAUCGCAGCGGAAAAUGGAAAUUCAAAAAUAUUCGAAACUCUAAUCGAAUGGGAAAACAUUAAAAUUCCCAGCACGGUGUUAAUAUCGCUCUUGAAGUACAUAGAUGACGAUUGUAAUUCCAAGUAUCAGUGUUACAAGUUGCUAAUGAGGAAAAUCAAGAAGCAAUCAGAGACCAGACCCGACGAAGUGUCAGCCAUUCUAAAUCACGAGGAUAACUCCAGCAAUACACCACUACAUUACGCAAUCAGGUACGCUGAUAAAGAAAUUAUACGAGAACUUCUAGAUUUGGGAGCAUCUUUGGGUGCAAAGAAUAAAUAUGGCGUCAUGCCCAUACAAGACAUUGAGCCAGAAGCUUUGGAGAAACACCUGGAUAAUUGCGUUUCUUUCGAUAUGCAGAACAAGAAGAUCGACAAGGAAGAUUUCGCAGUUACUUUCGUUUACCGGUCUUUAAUUCCUCCAUAUGUUAGGUCAAAAAGUGAUGGUUACGUGGACGAUAUCGAAGCUGCGAGUUUUAAUGUUAAUAUUAACAGAGAGCUUGUUGCCGAAACUGAGGUUAUAUCGUACAUGAGCAAAGCCUCAGAAUUCAAACACCUCCUAAAACAUCCGGUGAUAGUGAGCUUCCUUUUCAUGAAGUGGCUUAGAAUACAAUGGUUAUUUUGGACCAACUUAAUAUUUUACAUAUUAUUCUCACUGUCGCUGGUUGUUUAUAUUUUUGCCCAUUAUACGAAUUUUUCAAAUGAAGAAAAGUCAGUGAUCCACAACAUUUUCAUCCAAAUCUCUUACGCAAUACUCGUACUUUCUUUCUUGCUACUACUGUUCCGUGAAGUGUUCCAGAUAUGCGUAGCGCCGAAAAAAUACUUUAAAAAUUUCGAAAACUACAUAGAAAUCAUCCUCAUUGUGUUAACUGGAAUGAUAAUAUUCGUUAAGUCGCCUUCAGACGAUCUGAGAAAGCAGUUAUCUUCCCUCUCUAUAUUGCUAGCGGCGUUUGAACUCGUGCUGAUGUUAGGCCAACAUCCCUACUUCUCAACCAAUGUGGUUAUGUUCCGUACAGUUUCGUUCAACUUUUUCAGAUUUCUUAUAUGGUACUCUUUGCUUAUAAUAGCGUUCGCUUUAAGCUUCUACAUUUUAUUCACUACCGACAACAACGGUGAACCGACGACGAGAGUAAACCAAACAGACCAAGGCGAAGAUAACUUGUUUAACAACCCCGGCAAGUCAGUUUUCAAAACGGUAAUCAUGUUGACGGGGGAAUUUGAUGCGGGAUCUAUCAAUUUCGAAACGUUCCCCGUGACGAGCAAGAUCAUUUUCGCCUUGUUCAUUUUUAUGAUCGCCAUCAUAUUAUUGAACCUUUUAAACGGUUUGGCAGUGAGCGAUACUCAAAUGAUCAAGAAUGAUGCCGAAUUAGUAGGGCACAUAGCAAGGGCACAGCAUAUAAGAUACGUGGAAAGCAUGCUCGUAGGGAAUAUUAUUCCGGUAAACGUUUUGAAAAAGAUAAACAACUUUUGCUGUUGCUUACCCAUGCCCGACCAUUGGAAGUGCAAAAUAACUCAGGUUCUUGCAAAAGACGCUUGUCUAUUUCCUAAGUACCUCAACUACGAACUGGUUUUUUACCCUAACAAAUCCGGAUUGAUCAGUCUGCCGGGCGUCAAUAAAGGAAAAACCUGGUCCAUAUGCAAAAGUUGCGCCGCCUGCACCGCCAUCUACUUGGAUAGAGAUACAAUUCGACGGACUAAUAAUAUUGUCGAAGCUAAGAGAAAUGAAAAGGUUAAGAGGGAAGAUUGCCAGUUGGGCAAGAUAGAAUACGAAAUCAAUGAACUCAAAAAGAAGAUGGACAGUCUAUUGAGAUAUUUAGAAGACAACGGUAAUUUUUGAAAUGAUAUUUACGCCUUCAUCUAUUGUUAUGUAACCUAAUAUGCUAAUAAAG